Molecule: messenger RNA, 474 nt
Organism: Oncorhynchus tshawytscha (Chinook salmon)
Lineage: Eukaryota; Metazoa; Chordata; Actinopteri; Salmoniformes; Salmonidae
Product: ras-related and estrogen-regulated growth inhibitor-like protein
Exons: 2
Coding region: 1-414 (137 amino acids)
Molecular function (GO): GTP binding; GTPase activity
Source: RefSeq, a predicted model, not a curated record
AUGAGUGCUUCCAAGGACCUGUCCAGGGAGACCUCCCUAUAUGAAAAGAGAGUCCAGUGGGCAGACGGUUUUGUCCUGGUCUAUAGCAUCUGUGACAGGGCCAGCUUCAACGCUGUCACCAAGCUGAUCCAGUUCAUCAAGGACAACCUGGGCAUGGACAAGGUGCCCAUUGUGAUUGUGGGCAACAAGGACCUGAAUCACAGACAGACAGUCCUCAGUGAGGAGGGCAGACUGCUAGCCCUCACCACAGCCUGCCAGUUCUAUGAGGUUACAGCUGCUGAGAACUACCACAGCAUCCUCAUGGUAUUUCACAGACUAAUAGACAGGAUACUGGCUUCCAAGUCAUCCAUUAAGAGGCCAGCUGGAAUCAAGGGUAUAGUGAAAAGCAUGUCUGCAGUUUUUACCAGGAAAUGACCAGAUUCGCUGUGAUACUAUGGCACAGAGAGGAAUACAUUAUACAGUGCAUUUGAAAAU